Hipposideros armiger (great roundleaf bat) is the source of this 1889-nucleotide messenger RNA. RefSeq names its product sialic acid-binding Ig-like lectin 6. The record is from RefSeq and is a predicted model, not a curated record. Gene Ontology annotation, molecular function: sialic acid binding. The coding region runs from base 194 to 1885 and encodes 563 amino acids. Gene Ontology annotation, cellular component: plasma membrane. Lineage: Eukaryota; Metazoa; Chordata; Mammalia; Chiroptera; Hipposideridae. Gene Ontology annotation, biological process: cell adhesion. The transcript is spliced from 10 exons.
GUCUCUGGUCUGUGGGGUGUCCACCCUCUCAGUGCAGUGGGGUGAUGAGCUCCAUCUCUGAGGUUCCUCUUCUGUGAACGGGGAGGCCCUGUGCUCCACCCCAGCUUCCGUGGCCUUCCCCCAGUGCCCAUCCCACUGCCUUCCUUCUCUUUUCUUUUCUCCCACAACCGCCCAGAAACCCUCCGUGUCAGAGAUGCUGCCGCUGCUGCUGCCCCUGCUGUGGGCAGGGUCCCUGGCUGAGGAUAAAGGAUACCGGCUGACAGUGCAGGAGUCUGUGACGGUGCAGGAGGGCCUGUGUGUCUUCGUGCCUUGCACUGUCAUCUAUCCCCCGGAAAACUGGAGGGAUUCUACCCCAUUUCACGGCUACUGGUUCCGGGAAGGGGCCAAUGUACACCAAGACGCUCCAGUGGCCACAAACAACCCAGGUCGUAAAGUUCAGGAGGAGACUCAGGGCCGAUUUCACCUCCUCGGGGAUCCUCAGAACUCCAACUGCUCCCUGGACAUCAGAGAUGCCAAGAGGACGGAUGAUGGAAAAUACUUUUUUCGGAUGGGCGGUAGAAAACUGUCAUGGAGUUACACAUCUAACUUGCUCUCCGUGCAUGUGACGCCCCUGACUCACAGGCCCCACAUCCUCAUCCCGGGCACCCUGGAGUCCGGCCGCCCCAGGAACCUGACCUGCUCUGUGCCCUGGGCCUGUGAGCGAGGCAUUCAUCCCAUCUUCUCCUUGACCUCAGCUGCCCUCACCUCCAUCAACCCCAACAAUCAUCUCUCCUCCGUGAUCUCCCUCGUCCCUCGACCCCAGGACCACGGCAGCAACCUCACCUGUCAGGUGAAGUUCCCUGCAUCUGGUGUGACUGUGGAGAGAACCGUCCAGCUCAACGUCACCUACUCUGCACAGAACUUGACCAUAACUGUCUUCCAAGGAAAUGGCACAGUUCCUCUAGGGAAAUCAGGGCCCAGGGCAGAGGUGGUGCUGGUGGCCAUCGGGGAAGUGGCUGUCAAGACCCUGCUCCUCCUUCUCUGCCUCAUCGUCCUCAUUCCCUACAGGGAAAUCAGGGCCCAGGUGGUGCUGGUGGCCAUCGGGGAAGUGGCUGUCAAGUCCCUGCUCCUCCUUCUCUGCCUCAUCGUCCUCAUGGCUCCUUCGGCCCGAUUGACCCUCAUCACAGAACAUGUCAUAUUGCUCUGUGAGAACCUGCUGUGUCUUGCUUAUGGGGGACCAGGGUUUGACUUUCUUUCUAUCUCUCUAGAAAUGAAAUUUGUGAGGAACGGCUCUUCUCUUCCAGUCCUGAAAGGGGACUCUCUGCGCCUGGUCUGUGUCGCUGACAGCAACCCUCCCGCCACGCUGAGCUGGGCCCAGGGGAGCCAGACCUUGAGCCCCUCCCAGCCCUCAGACCCCGGGGUCCUGGAGCUGCCCCGGGUGGAGUCGGAGCAUGAAGGCGAAUUUACCUGCCGAGCUCAGCACCCACGGGGCUCCCUGAGCAUCUCCCUGCACCUCUCUGUGCACUAUCCUCCACAGCUGUUGGGACCCUCCUGCUCCUGGGAGGAAGAGGGGCUGCACUGCAGCUGCUCCUCCCGAGCCCAGCCGGCCCCCUCCGUGCGCUGGCAGCUGGGAGAGAGGCUGCUGGAAGGGAACCUCAGCAAUGCCUCCUUCAAGGUCACCUUCAGCUCAGAGGGUCCCUGGGCCAACAGCUCCCUGAGCCUCAGAGAGCAGCUCUGUUCCAGCCUUGGGCUCAGAUGUGAGGCUGAGAAUGUCCAUGGGAAACAGACAGUGAAUAUCCUGCUGCUGCCAGGAAGACCAGGACUCAGGACAUGUAUGGUUCAGGGGGCUGUCAUGGGAGCUGGUGUCACAGCCUUGCUCACUCUCUGCCUCAUCUUCUUUGUGUGAGUGG